Endocarpon pusillum Z07020 is the source of this 2013-nucleotide messenger RNA. RefSeq lists its product as uncharacterized. Gene Ontology annotation, molecular function: acetyltransferase activity; DNA-binding transcription factor activity, RNA polymerase II-specific; zinc ion binding. Lineage: Eukaryota; Fungi; Ascomycota; Eurotiomycetes; Verrucariales; Verrucariaceae. The record is from RefSeq and is a predicted model, not a curated record. The transcript is spliced from 2 exons. Gene Ontology annotation, biological process: regulation of DNA-templated transcription. The coding region runs from base 1 to 2013 and encodes 670 amino acids.
AUGAUGGCUGGCCCUCCACCCUCCGAGAAAGAUACGACAUCAGACCACAGCGCCUCUGGUUUCACCGCUGUCAAUGGCAGAGAGCCUCUGCCCAACGGCACUAACGGUAGAGCUGAGACCGUUGGUAAAGCUCGCAAUGAACCCCUAGACCGCCGAGAACAGCAGGCCACGAGCCACACAACCGGUAGGCAACACUCUCCACGACCCAGCCAAGAUAGUUCCCGCAAGGAGAUGCCGAACGGAAACCAGCCAUACUCGUCGCCUCAUGAGAUGGACACCCCUGCAACGAGUCCGGGAAAGCGAAAACGGUCUUUGACCGACGAUGGACGUGACUCGUCAGGAAGUUCUCACUACGAUCUGAGUCCACCAAGGAGAGUGAGUGGAUCACCCGCCGGCGUCGUGGAUCCCAGGAUCCAAAGGGCUCCCGAACCAGAACGCAGCCAUGCGUCCUACGUCAAUGGUUCGAACGGCAUCGAGCCUCACAACGCACGAGACCACAACAUCGCCUGGCCCACUGAUAGGCAGGCACCGCCUAGCUACCAAACCAAUGGUCAUCAUGUGGACAGCUCUGAUGCUCAGCUUGCAGAGGCCCUUCAGCGCGAAACGCAGGCGCAGAAUUCGCACAGGACGUGGGGUAUUGGUGGCCGACCAGACGAUGAGCACACCGAUCAGUAUGGGGCAUAUGCUACUGAUAGAGCAUCGCAGGGUGCUGUCCAGGCGACCUCCAAGAGAAAGCGCGUGUUCAGCAACAGGACCAAGACUGGGUGCAUGACAUGCCGGAAGAGGAAGAAGAAGUGCGAUGAGGGACACCCAUACUGCCACAAUUGCAUGCGUGGUGGUUUCACUUGCGAGGGCUACAACACACGCACCACAUGGCAGAAGCAGUCAAAUGCCAAGGGACCGGUGCCGCUACAAUCCAAAGAUGGCUACGAAGGCUCGGAUCACACAUACUCUGCCAACAGCCAUUCUCCCCGCGCGAAACGAGAAUCGGCUCCGUACGAGGGCGGCCAUCAGAUGCGGCCAAUCGUCGUGGAAGAGGGUGAUCAACAAACGCAAUAUGUGACCAGUCCCACGUCAGCUGGGCCUAGGAAUCGAAGCUCCUAUUCCCAGCCUUGGGUACGCGGCACAUCAUACCUGCCUGAGCAGGCACGCCAAGAUCUGCCGCCAUUCUCCGAGAUCGCUCGCGAGCCUGGGAAGCCAGCAUACAGCGUUCCGCCACUGCGAGAUUACCCACGUGCGCACGGCACAUCCCAACAACCAUCCGCCACAUGGCCUGCUCAUCCUGCUGACUAUCGUCAAGGCUACCCAUCUGGUCAAGUCGACCCUCGCAGCCUGCAAGGUGUAGCGCGAGAAGGUCUCAGCAUGGAAGAAACCCAAAAGACAAUGAUGAAAGGCGACGAGCUUCAAAAGGAGAAAAUGCUGAAUGGUCAGCUGUUCAAAUACAACGAUCCUCUCCUCGUCGAGGAUCGCAAACGGUGCAAGAUUGCUCUCAAGCAAUUCCACGACGCCGACAACCCCACCAUGGGCGUUGCAGAAACGGAACGGGCUCGUAAACUUCGCGAAGUCUUCGCGCCUACCCGCAACCCAUUGACCAAUAUGCCAUACGCCUUCAAGUGGGACCCCAUGGGUGCCAUCGGCCCCGGCAGCGUCGUCGAGACACCGUUCAGAUGCCAGUACGGAUACAACAUCCGCAUCGGCGAAGACGUCUACAUUGGAGAGAACUGCACCAUCAUCGAUUCAUGCACCGUCUCAAUCGGUGCCAAGACGUGGAUUGGGCAGAAUGUGCAGAUCUUGACCUCGAUGGCUCACACCAGCAUGAACAUGCGUGCUGGCAGUGGAGCCAACUGGCAAGGGAAAGCGGUGACUAUAGCCGAGGAUGUGCACAUCGGGGCUGGUGCAAUCAUCUAUCCAGGAGUCACCAUCCACCGAGGUGCCCAGGUAGAGCCGGGUGCGGUGGUGAAGAAGGAUGUCGAAAUGUAUGCUCAAGGGGCCACCCUGGACUUCAUGUUGUAA